Molecule: messenger RNA, 1448 nt
Organism: Girardinichthys multiradiatus
Lineage: Eukaryota; Metazoa; Chordata; Actinopteri; Cyprinodontiformes; Goodeidae
Product: C-type mannose receptor 2-like
Exons: 5
Coding region: 104-1246 (380 amino acids)
Source: RefSeq, a predicted model, not a curated record
UCCUCAACAGAACAUCCAGUUAUUGUAUCAUUUUGACUUCAAGUGGAAGGACAUAACCAGAAGUUUUUAAACAACAAAGAUAAAUCAAACAUCCCAAACAGAUAUGCAGUGGAAUCUUGUUCUUCUUACUGUAAUGGCUCAGAAUUUUCUGAUGGUUUGUCAGCUUUAUGAGUAUCACUAUAUUGAAGAGGAAAAGACCUGGGCUGAAGCUCAGCGUUACUGCAGAGAGAAACACACUGACCUGGCCACAGUGUCAAACAUGACAGACAUGAAGAGACUCCUCAACAUCUCACCAGGGAAUGUGCGUGAAGCUUGGAUUGGUCUGUACGACCAAACAAAACCCCAAAGAACAUGGCACUGGUCUCUGCCUGGGGUGGAGUACAAUGAGAGUGAGGCAAACUGGGAAAUAAAUGAACCAAAUAAUUGGGGACCUAAAGGUCAAAAUUGUGGCAUUAUAUGGAAAACUAACAUACAUUCCUUAAAGUGGGGAGACAUAUCCUGUAAUGAACAGUAUGCUUUUCUCUGCUAUGAUGACAAUAAUUCAUCAAAGAUGUUUCACUUCAUUAAAGAAAGAAAGACCUGGCUGAAAGCCCAGAGUUACUGCAGAGAGAAACACACAGACCUGGUCAGUGGACGGAACCAGCUACAGGAGAAAUACAAGGACAAUGGGUUGUACUUUCAGGAUACAAAUUUGGAUUACAUAUUUAUGGGCCUGUUCAGCGACACCUGGAGGUGGUCAGAUGGAAGUAGUUUCUCUUUUAGACACUGGAAUCUACAGUUUGACAACCAGAGGAUCAACAGUGGUCAAUGUGCCAUGGCUGUGUUUAAUGAUGAAGGCAGAUGGAAGAAUGAGAUCUGUACUCUAAGAAAACCAUUCAUCUGUUAUGGUGAAAGUACAGUGAUUCUGAUCAAAGAAAAUAAAACCUGGGCGGAUGCAUUAUCCUACUGCAGAGAUCAUCACCAUGGCCUGAUCACCAUCACCAACCUGGAUGAGCAGAGAUGGGUGCAGGAGGAAGCCCAGUUUGCAUCCACUCCCUUUGUCUGGAUGGGACUGCACUAUGCCUGCACUCUCGAUUUGUGGUUCUGGAUUAGUGACGAGGUGGUCAGCUAUAAGAAUUGGGCCUCAGGUGAACCUAUGGAUGACUGUAAUAUGUCUGGAGCCAUGGAGACAGGAGGAAAUCAUCAGUGGUUCAAAACAAAUGAUACUGAGAGGUUUAAUUUCAUCUGUUCUAAGAAAAGGCGCUGAGGAUAAGUGCUGUGUAUAAAGGCAGAAAACAUAUGAAAUAAUUCCAAAUUGUAUAGUAGUUUAUAUUGAUUUGUUUUUGUUGUGGUUUGCAUAUUAUGUCAUACGUUUCAUGUACAUUAUAAUAACUCAAAGCGUUAAGGUCAGUAAUAUCCUAACUCUAAGGCAGAAAAUGAAAAUAAAACAUAGCUUGUUUUAAAUUUGA